GAGAGGUUACCUACCGAGCAUUGAGAGAGGUUGGGUCGUGUGGCGGGAAAGAAACGGGAUCCAGUACAGCUUCUCUUAGUAGUUCUUUAGUAAUAUAUUGGGCCAUGCAAUAAUACAUGCGAUGAUCUAUAAAUGCAAUAUAUACUCUCGCAUCCAAUUUACAAGAGUAAGAGACGAAAAGAAAUAGCGGCUCUCUCCUUAAAGAUGAUUGAAAAUUAUUCCGCAUGGCUGCUCUUGAUUGGGGCUUUCACCUGGUUGCUCCUACGUUUUGUGUGAGUUGCUAGCUGAUUAGAUCAGAGAGAGCGAGAUUCAGAACUCUGUUAACCUGGCUGUUUUCUUUUUUUCCUCUGAAGUUUUAGAGCGACUGCGGCACCCGGGGCAUGGAAAGUCGUGAACAGUCGCUUGGAUCGCGCUUUUGAUCCUCUUGAUGAGGCACUGGACGCCAUGCACAACUUUUCAGUUGCUGCCCGAGCUUCCACAGCCGGGGCUUCUUCUCUAAGGGAAACCUUUAGGCUCAAUAACCCUUUCACAAACGGGUCGGAAGACUUGCGCAAGGCGUACAGACAAGCUCUCAUAAAGGCCUUUGCCAAAACGAACGGCGAUGCCUGGGAUGCCAUUGCACGCUCCGUAUCCGCCUCAGUCCAGAAUCUAAUUUUGUCUGAAAACGUUCCAGAUGGAAGUACCAUCCUAAGGGCCAAUGUUAUGGAAAUCAGCCGCAGUGCGACACUGGUGGCCGUACUCAAAGCACUUUUCGACAUUGAUCAUAUCCCAAGAAGCACGCUUGCGUAUAUCUGUUCCGAAAUCCAUCGGCUCACCGUAUGGAAAAAGAACAUGAAUGCUGCCUCAUCUAAACUGGGCGCAGCUCCCGAGGCCUUUGUACAGAACAUGAACCGCCUGAUAAGCUGCCUCUGUGGCGUCUUCUCAGAGGCCAAAGAGAAAAACGGCCUGGCGCAACUGCUACUCUGCACCGUAUCUGGGACUCCUGAGACGUUCAAUCCCCUCGACCUGGUUAUGCCCGCCUUCGAGGUGCCCUGGCGAGCCGUCUUUUACACGUUGCUGGCCGUGCUGCAGGACCGUCCAUCAAGAGUCGAUGAGCUGCUAUCUCUUCGCGACUGCUCAGCACGUCAACGACCCUCACCGCAGGCCAAGGCAGUUGUGUUUGAGUCUCUGCGCCUCUAUCCGCCUAUUCGAAGGAUGCGGGUGAGCCGAAAGGCCAACGCCCAGCGAACAUUCAACACCGGGGGAACCUCCGACGUUGACCGAACUAUUGACGCCGAAGCCAUCCUUCGAGACUCGAAGUACUGGGGCCCGGCUGCUGCUGAAUGGAAGCCGUCUCGAUUCUUACACUCAGAUGGAGACCUUGACAGCUCGGUCCUCAGUCAAAGCAAUGGGUGGAUACCAUUUGCCGCUGGAGGGAUGAAGUGUCCAGCUUCUGGGGGUUUCUCGGUCCGUCUGACCAUAGUCGUCGCUGGAGAGGUGCUGAGACAGCUUUUCCCGCGCCAUGACCAGCUGCAGUGGCAUUUAGAAGGCCCACAGUGGGAUUUGUCUUCCGCAGAAGGCCACCUUCUUCGGGCUGGAAGAGACGAGUAUACACAUGUUGACAUAGUUGCGAGAAGCAACAGGCUGCAGGCAGCAGACGUGUAGGCACUGACUAGCCUUAACUAGUUUUUUUAUUCAUAAUAUUUGGUUGAACGUUCCACUGCGAAAGAUAAUCAGUAGAUACUUAGAGCAGAAUCGCUCCAGCACACUCAGAUGCAUAGCCGCCGUUACCUUGUGAGUCCGCCUAUAAUCGAUCUAGAGGCGAUUUGCAUCACUGCUGCCGAUAUGUAUCAGAAAGUCCUGGAAAGUUCGACGCAGGAAAUUUUGCUCAGAUAAGUAUGGGACACUUAUGAUUGGCUGAAUGGAGCGUAUCUACUUUGGUUUGUUGAGGGUUUCUUGUAUUCAAACUGGGGAAGGUGUUGAUAAUGGACUUGGAAGACCGAUUUGAGGGCAAGAUGGCAUAUACACAGCAUCUAGUAAUACAUCACGGUACCUAAA
Molecule: messenger RNA, 2037 nt
Organism: Trichoderma asperellum CBS 433.97
Lineage: Eukaryota; Fungi; Ascomycota; Sordariomycetes; Hypocreales; Hypocreaceae
Source: RefSeq, a predicted model, not a curated record